GUCGCAGAUUGAUGAUGUCACUUAAUGCUGACGCUAUUCUUCGUCUAUCUACGGUUAGUCAGAGUGCGGUGAUAUAAUUACAAAUAUAUUCAAAAUGAGUACUAUGUUCGCAGAUACAAUACUUAUCGUCUUCAUAUCUGUUUGCACUGCGUUGUUGGCUGAAGGUAUAACAUGGGUGUUAGUAUACCGCACAGACAAGUACAAGAGGCUCAAGGCUGAAGUAGAAAAGCAAAGCAAAAAGCUGGAGAAGAAGAAGGAGACGAUUACAGAGUCUGCUGGGCGUCAACAAAAGAAAAAAAUAGAGAGGCAGGAGGAAAAACUCAAGAACAACAAUCGAGACUUGUCAAUGGUACGAAUGAAGUCCAUGUUUGCCAUUGGUUUCUGCUUUACAGCAUUAAUGGGCAUGUUCAAUUCCAUCUUUGAUGGGCGAGUUGUAGCGAAGCUGCCAUUUGUUCCCCUGUCUUACAUCCAAGGCCUUUCCCACCGCAAUCUUCUGGGUGAAGAUUACACUGACUGCUCUUUCAUCUUCCUUUAUAUCCUGUGCACCAUGUCUAUUAGACAGAACAUCCAGAAGAUGCUGGGUCUGGCUCCAUCUCGUGCUGCCACCAAACAAGCUGGAGGGUUUUUGGGACCCCCUCCACAAGCUGCCAAGUUCUCAUAAACUCAUUAGACAAUAUGAAUUAUCUCUCCUUUUUUUUGGUUGCAAAAAUGCUUUGGAAAGACUCGAUGCAACCAAACACACUCGACAAAAGAGAAAACAAUAUUUAAAUGCAGCCGCUACCACUGCUUGUGGUGACCUCACUGUAUUUUUUUUUUUUCUUAGAUUUGACCUAAUUUUAUUCAAGCUCUAAAUAACUAAAAUGGUUCAACACUGGCAAAUACCUUUUUCUUUACCUUAAGUUGUGUUGACAAAUUAACCCCCCCCCACCCCCAUACAGUUUCAAAGAAGAGUAGCUAAAAAUAGACUAUUAAAUGAUAUCAUAAAGGAACAACUGGGCCACCUGCUCUUAUCAAAAGCAGGGAAAUAGAGCGUGCAUUUAAAAUACUUUGAUAUUGUUAUUUUUGUUUAUUUUAAAGUCUCCUUUAUAGGAAAUUUUGAGAAAUAUUCACCAGAGACUUUUCAAAUGUAAAUUCUAAGGGUGCUGUAUUAAAAUAGAACAGUAUUAGAAAUAAUUUUCUUUUUCUGAAAGUUGACAUUUUAAAUGCCAUGUACAGUUUUCUAAAAUACUAAAAAUUAUUUACCAACUAUUAAAAGCAGUCUCCUUGCUUUUAAAAGAAGCUCACUGGCUCAGUGUUGGACUCCACAGACUAUAUAUGUUAUUCAAUUUUCUUGCCUCCCAAAACAUGUAGCAGGUAUUGUCUGCACUUCCUGGCUCAUGUUAGACAUUGGGUCCCCAAGGACCAGUUUGUGGAACACUUUAUUAGUUGAUCCCAUAGGCUUUGAUUUAUAUAUUGAUAUUUGAUAUAUCAAAUAUUUGAUAUUAUUUCAAAUUGCAUUCUACAGAUAGGAAGGAGUUUUCACCUAAGUAAAUCACCAGAUGUUGUUUUCAUUUUAAUUUGAGUACUUUGGUUAUGUAAUUCUAAUUCCUGUUUCUAUGGGUCACUACAUAACUGCACUACAUAAUGAUCAGAAUGUUAGCAUGCUCUUUUACUAUAGUUUCUAGAUUAGUGACCUGAGAAACUGGUGUUCUCCAUGUCUGUGUUCUUUCUUCUUCUUUUUUUUUCAUAAAUGUAAGAGUAAUUAUUGGUUAGGACUUUAUUUAUCCAUACCUGUGAACAUGUUGACUAGAAUAAAAGAGAUUAAAUUGUA
Ictalurus punctatus (channel catfish) is the source of this 1810-nucleotide messenger RNA. RefSeq names its product transmembrane and coiled-coil domains 1 (gene tmco1). Gene Ontology annotation, molecular function: calcium channel activity. The transcript has 7 exons. The coding region runs from base 95 to 661 and encodes 188 amino acids. NCBI's taxonomy places the organism in Eukaryota, Metazoa, Chordata, Actinopteri, Siluriformes, Ictaluridae. Gene Ontology annotation, biological process: endoplasmic reticulum calcium ion homeostasis. The record is from RefSeq and is a predicted model, not a curated record. Gene Ontology annotation, cellular component: cytoplasm; endoplasmic reticulum; endoplasmic reticulum membrane.